Molecule: messenger RNA, 1947 nt
Organism: Anthostomella pinea
Lineage: Eukaryota; Fungi; Ascomycota; Sordariomycetes; Xylariales; Xylariaceae
Source: the annotation of a GenBank genome assembly
AUGUUCUAUUCGGAGACCUUGCUGCAGAAGACCGGGCCUCUGGCCCGGAUCUGGCUGUCCGCCAACCUGGAGAAGAAGCUUUCCAAAACCCAUAUCCUCCAGUCAAACUUGACCGACAGCAUUGAUCAGAUCAUCACCCCGAACCAAGCCCCCAUGGCGCUGCGACUGAGUGGUCAGCUGCUGCUCGGCGUCGUCAGAAUUUACAGUCGCAAGGCCCGCUACCUGCUAGAUGAUUGCAAUGAGGCUUUACUCAAGAUCAAAAUGGCUUUCCGCUCCACGGGCAAUAACGAUAUCCCAGAGAACUUGGCCAUGCCGAACCGAGAGGCUCUUAUGAUGCCUGAUCGAAUCACGCCAGCCGAUAACCUGAACAUCUUGCCACCGCCAGACGCCAACUGGCUUCUCAGUCAAAUGGAUGAUGUAAAUGCGACACAAACCAGUUCCGGCACGCGUGGCCGGGGCAGGCCCAGCAAUCGCGAUAUCAACCUGCAGGAGGAUUUUAACAACAGCCAGUUCUUACAAGGGGAUUCUAUGGUGGAUGAUGAACUCGCGCUUGCGCCCAUGGACGACUUGGACUUGGAAUUGGAUUUCGGUAUGGAUCUCGACGAGCAGCCGCGUAAAGAGCAAAGCAUCGAAAUGGGUCGAGACGCGCCUGCUGCCCGAGAUGUUGAGGACGACAUCUUCAGCGAGCUGGAUAUGGGACCUAUGGCAAAGGGCGCGGAUCGCGAACCGUCCAUGAACCUUGACUUCGGAGACGACGGGGUUGUAAUCGCGGACGCAGAUGGCGAUAUCCCCAUGGAUGAUGAUCUCCAGUUCAACAUCGACGACCAGUCGGCCAUGCCAGAGAUGGGUGCUGCACUCGACAUGGACCGUGCUCGUAUAUCAGAGUCGCCACUGUCCGACAUCGACGAGAACAUGGCCAAAGACGUUGAGGAAUGGACGCGACUGAACAACACCAGCAUCUAUGAGCCGGGUCAAGAGCCUGAAGAACCUGAACCAUUACCUCAGAAAAAGUCCAAGAAGCGCAAGGUGUUCGGCCUCGAUCCUUCGACCCAGCUUAGCAGCACACACAUCAAGGAGCAGCAACAAAACCACGAUAAUAUCCUGAAAGCCCCCAGCUUCAUUUCGCGAGACCCUUACUUCCUAGCCCUUGUCGAGCUGAAGAACAGCGGCAGCUUUGUCUCCAGCAUCAUGGGUGAUGGCCGUAGCAAGGCCUGGGCCCCCGAGCUGAGAGGACUAUUGUCUCUUGACACCAUCAGGCCGACAAACGACCUGAAGCGUAAACGAGACAGCGGAGUGGCCGACAUGGGUAGCGAGGAAGAGCAGGGCAAUUCCAAAUCACCCCGCAUUGAUGCCGGUGAAGACGAUGACGCAUUCGCGAUGGCGGAUGCAGGACUAGGUGAACAAAGCGUUGCCCCGGAAGGAACCAUUCUAGAGAUUCCCGCAGACGACGGCGUGGUGAUCAACAACAACGACGAUGACGACAUUCACCAACCGCGCGACGCCAGCCCGAUACCGGCUUUCGAUGAGACGACGAUACCGUAUGUGCAUCCCGAGGAGAGCGGCCCCGUGUCGCUAGGUACCAAGCAUGCGGUUCACGUACUGAGAGAUUUGUUCGGCUCCGAGGCAGCGGAGGACGAAGAGAAACGGAAGAAUUCGUCAGUGGUUUUCCAGGACCUCCUACCUGAGAUGAGGGCGACGAAGGCGGACGCCACAAAGAUGUUCUUUGAAUGCUUGGUCCUCGCGACCAAGGAUGCUAUCAAGGUCGAGCAGAAGGAAGGCUCCCUUGGCGGCCCCAUCCGAGUGCGUGGAAAACGAGGACUGUGGGGUGCCUGGGCCGAGAAAGAAGCUGGUGGAGAGAUCGCUACACAAGACACACAAGAGGAGGCUGCCAGACAACCGCCACCUGCGAUAGCCAGUUCUUCUCGGCCAGUGGCUGCUGCUGCAUGA